This is a messenger RNA of Parnassius mnemosyne (clouded apollo), 843 nucleotides long. The record is from the annotation of a GenBank genome assembly. Lineage: Eukaryota; Metazoa; Arthropoda; Insecta; Lepidoptera; Papilionidae.
AUGGCUGUAGAUAGAUUAUUAUGGAAGAUUACCCUGGAUGUUGUUGUACUUGCUUGCGUGUCGUUUCCCCUCUUGGCCUUGUUGCUAUGGGCGGAACCGUACCGACGGGGCUAUUUUGAAAACGACGAAUCUUUAAGACUGCCGUAUAAGAAGCAGCAGAUAUCUGAGGGCUUGCUGGCAGGCCUCGGUUUCGCUUUCACUAUCGUUACGAUCACAAUCACAGAGUUUGUGCGCGACAAGCAAGGGAAGGGCUGCGGUGAAAAAUUCCUCUCCGGUGUCCUGAUCCCAGGCUGGGUGUGGGAGAGCUAUGUCGCCAUUGGGAUAUACACGUUCGGCGCCGCUUGCCAACAGCUUACAGUCAACUCCGCGAAGUACAUUAUAGGGCGACUUCGACCUCAUUUCUUUGAUGUGUGUAAGCCGGUCGCAGAUAUGUCGUCUCCACUAAAUGCGCUUGGCUAUAUCCAAGUUUACAACUGCACCGGUACCAACGAAGCGCAGAUCAAUGACAUGCGGCUCAGCUUCCCCAGCGCCCACUCCAGCUAUGCUAUGUACACCGCAGUAUUCUUUAUCAUGUACAUACAAGUGAAGGGCAAAUGGCGGGGUUCGAAGCUGCUCCGGCACUCGGCGCAGUUCGCGGCGCUGCUGGGCGCCUGGUACGUGGGGCUGUCGCGAGUCACCGACCACAUGCACCACUGGAGCGACGUGGCGGUCGGCUUCCUCGUCGGCACUAGCUACGCAGUCGUUGUGUUCCUGUUUGUUCUAAAACCUAAGAAGUAUGGAAUGCCAAGAUCAUGGGAGACUGCGCAGCCUGAAAUGUUGCCACAACCAGUAAUGGCUCGAUGA